Molecule: messenger RNA, 703 nt
Organism: Asparagus officinalis (garden asparagus)
Lineage: Eukaryota; Viridiplantae; Streptophyta; Magnoliopsida; Asparagales; Asparagaceae
Product: 60S ribosomal protein L18a-like protein
Exons: 5
Coding region: 76-468 (130 amino acids)
Source: RefSeq, a predicted model, not a curated record
AUAAUAAUAAUGUGACCAAACCCAAAUACGUCUCUUCUCCCCUUCUCUCCAAUCAAGGACAAAACCAAAAAAUAAAUGGCCAUGAAAGGGGAGGAGAGGGAUCCAAUAAAGAUCCCGAUCUCCAAUCCUCACCAUGGCUAUGGCACCUUCCCACAAACACCAGCGCCAUCUGCUCCUCUUCUUUACCCUCAGCAGCAACAGCAUCAACAGCAACAUCCCUUUCCCUAUCAUUCAACCCCAGUUGGGUAUCAACCUGUUCCCUAUACUGUUGGGGUGCAAGAAGGAAUUCCUGUUACUCAACCCCGGCUUCCCUUUUGUGGCAUUGGCGUUGGAUGGGCACUGUUCUUAGCUGGUUUCUUUCUGGCUGCAAUUCCGUGGUAUGUUGGUGUUUUCAUCCUUGUGUUCGUGUCUCAGGACUACAGAGAGAAGCUAGGACUGGUUGCAUGUACAGUUGCAACAGUUGAAUGAACUAUGUUGCUUGCAGGCGGCUCUUGCCACAUUGCCUUUCAUCCUUAAGCCGUUUCAUGAAAUUUUUGGCUGGUGAAGCUGAAGUGUACAUGACAUUAAUUGCUAUGCUGGUGUGUAUAUGUAUAUGUUUCUCAUUUGUUGCUCGUGGUGGUUGGUCCUGUUAUAUUACUCUUGGAACAUAUUCUGUUCUGACAUAUGAUAUUUGUUUACUAAUGAAAUUUAGUAUGUGCUAUAA